Molecule: messenger RNA, 954 nt
Organism: Plasmopara halstedii
Lineage: Eukaryota; Oomycota; Peronosporomycetes; Peronosporales; Peronosporaceae
Product: Predicted kinase
Exons: 6
Coding region: 1-954 (317 amino acids)
Cellular component (GO): cytoplasm
Source: RefSeq, a predicted model, not a curated record
AUGGCAGCAGGAUUUAGGACCAGCAUGACCGCGCAAACGCAAAAGCUACGCCAGCAUAUUGAGGCACUGCUUCGCCGCGAUGCUAACGAAAAGGCGAUGUCUUUGAGCGAUCAAGCACUGCGACGCCGAGUAGAUGACUAUUACAUACCCAUGUUCAAGUGGACAAUAGAAGUCGUGGAGGCUGUACAAAAGAAGCAGGGCGAUGCCAAACAUUGUGUUUGUGUCGGUAUAAGCUGUCCGCAAGGAGGCGGCAAGACCACAUUGUCCGUAUUCAUGCAGGAAGCACUGGCGUUUGUGGGCAAAAAAUGCGCUGUUAUGUCAAUGGAUGACGUGUACUGGAAGUAUGAUCAACAAAUGGCGAUAGCGAAGGCUAACCCGGGUAAUCCUCUACUUCAGUAUCGAGGAAAUCCGGGCACAAUGGACGUGUCACUUUUGAUGAGGAUAGUAUAUGAGUGCAAGACUUCCACAAAUGUAAUUGCAUUACCACGAUAUGACAAAUCAUGUAACAACGGUCGAGGCGAUCGUGCGCCUUUUUGUGACUGGGAUCGCAGGCUUGGCCCACUGGAUGUCUUAAUUAUCGAGGGUUGGUGUAUGGGCUUUCAAGCAGUCGAGGAUCCUGUUCUUGGGAUGAGUGCAAACAUGAAGGCUGUAAACGAGGAAUUACGGGCUUUCAACAAGUUUUACGAGGAGCUGGACGCUUUAAUCGUUAUUCAGAUCGACAAUUUGGACUGGAUUUACGAUUGGCGUGAGCAGCCAGAGCAGCUUCUACGGGAAGCCGGGAAACCAGCAAUGACUUCGGAUGAAGUACGCGAUUUCGUGGACCGCUUUAUGCCGGCGUACAAAACAUACCUGAAGACAUUGUACGCCGAUCCGAAGGAAUUAAUAUCACCUUUGGCUACGAUUCCUCGUCUCAUGUUCUCCAUCAACUCGGCGCGUGAACCUGUGAUUACUUGA